UACGUGACGAAAACAUAACCAAACAUAUUUAAAAAAAACAAGGAAAUUGUAAUUUAUAAUGACGAAGCUCACUUUUUCUUCUAACGAGGCUGUAAGUUUGGAAAAGCAGGUAGAUUUGCUGUGUACACCAAUCGAAACGAAACCAGAAGACCUAGAAGCCGUAUACGAAAUAUCCAGGUGCGCUGAAUGGAUUCGAAGUAACAAUUUUAAAAAGGUUUGCUUACAAUUUCCAGAUCAUUUGCUAGCGGAUUCGAGCGAAGUCAUCUUAAGACUUCAAGGAAUUCUAAACCAAACUGUAUACCUUUUAGGAGACACUGCAUACGAGAGCUGUUGCAUUGAUUACAUUGCUGCCGCUCAUAUUGAUGCGGAUGCGAUAAUUCAUUUUGGACCCGUUUGUUUCUCGAAAACAUCUGCAAGUUUACCUUACAUCAAUAUUUAUGAGAAAAAAUCUCUGGAUCUAGAGAAAUUAAGGGCUCAAUUUGAGGAAAAAUUCAAUGAUGAACAAUAUGAAAUUGUUAUAUUGGUAGAUACAAUUUAUUUGCAUCUUUUUGAUGCAUUGGAAAAGGUUUUUCGAGAUCUUUGUAAUGUUUCCCUUCAGAGGAUAGAUGCAAUCGAAUGUAAUCAAACAUUUAAUUGUCUUUGUUUUUUGAGCGAUAACGAUCGUAAACUACUUAAUGUUGCUCUAAAUUUCAAACCUAAAAUAUUGUACUAUUAUGACGGGAAUAUAAAAGUAUUUGAAAACGCUUCCAAAGUUGUAAAACGAAGAAACUUUAUUAUCGAAAAGAUAAAAGACAGCGAAACUGUUGGUAUUAUAAUUGGAACCUUAGGAGUCAAGAAUUACCUAGAAAUUUUGGCACGAACAAAAACUUUAAUAUCCAAUAGCGGCAAAAAGUACUACUUAAUUAGUGUAGGAAAACCUACAGUCGCUAAAUUAGCCAAUUUUCCAGAGUUGGACAUAUACGUUGUAAUAACAUGUUCUAUGAACGAAAUUUACGAGAGCCGGGACUUCUACAAACCGAUCGCAACUCCAUUCGACAUUGAAAUUGCUUUAAACCGUAACGCAGAUAGUAUAUCGGACUUUACAUACGAUUAUAACGCAUUCUUAGGUAAUACAGAGAUUGCUUCGAACACUGAAGCAGUCGGAGAUGUGAGCCUGUUAACAAAUAAACUUCGUGUACCUGUUACCACAGAAGAAAUAAAAGAUCCGGAAGAUACUACGGUCGCGGUAAAAGAUGCUGGUACGAUAGCUUUGAGUAAUUCCGGAGCAGGUUACUUAGCGCAAAGGUCCUGGCAGGGUCUGGAGCAGAAUUUGGGACGAACAGAGCCUCAUUUAGCGAAGGAAGGACGAGAUGGUAUCCCUUUACAUUAUCGCAAUGAAGAACAUCAAUAAGUAAUUCAGCUUUAAAAUACUUAUAGUAAAGUGCAUUGUAUAUCUUUCAAAUAUAAAUAUUC
Molecule: messenger RNA, 1452 nt
Organism: Phyllotreta striolata
Lineage: Eukaryota; Metazoa; Arthropoda; Insecta; Coleoptera; Chrysomelidae
Source: the annotation of a GenBank genome assembly